Rhagoletis zephyria (snowberry fruit fly) is the source of this 1331-nucleotide messenger RNA. Its product is annotated as phospholipase B1, membrane-associated. Gene Ontology annotation, biological process: phospholipid metabolic process. The record is from RefSeq and is a predicted model, not a curated record. Gene Ontology annotation, molecular function: glycerophospholipase activity. Lineage: Eukaryota; Metazoa; Arthropoda; Insecta; Diptera; Tephritidae.
AUUUGGUCCUAUUGGUGCUCUGCACGCUCUACUUGCAAACCACCGCGCAGCGUUUCGACUUUUUACGACGCCUACGACAAAAGAAAAUGGACAGAUUUUGGGCUCAGUUCAUUGGGCAACGCACCAUUGAUGAUCUGCAUGAAGCAGAGAAAGGCAAUGUACUCACUACUGAUUUGGAUAAAAUGCGUAAUUUCUUCGUUAUUAUGCGUCGCUUUUCCAUGCAGCGCACAGACAUGGACGCGUUGUUUGAGAAGAAUCGCGCAGAGGGCAAAAUGCAACGCGUCGUACCGUUGGAUCAACCCUUCCCUUGCGAUCUCAGCUAUGCCCGCUCCACAUUCCCACCCACUUCGGUUCAUCAGCUGCGACCGGGCGACAUCGAUGUGAUUGCCUGCAUUGGGGAUUCACUUUCAGCCGGUAAUGGCAUUAUGUCGGAUCGUGUGUUGCACAUUUUAAAUGAAUUCCGCGCAUUCUCCUUCUCUGGCGGCGGUUAUGGCGAUUGGCGCACAUAUCUAACGUUACCCAAUAUAUUGAAAGUAUUCAAUCCAAACCUCUAUGGCUAUUCCACCGAAAAUGAAUUGACUGUGGACAGCACAUCGCGCUUAAAUAUUGCCGAACCGAUGAUCAUGUCACGCGAUCUGCCAUAUCAAGCGCGUGUACUUAUCGAUCGCAUGCGGCACGAUCCCAAUGUUGAUGUGGAGAACCACUGGAAGCUACUAACCAUCUUUGUCGGCAACAAUGAUAUUUGCUCCGACAUGUGCCACCAUAAAAAUAUGACCGAUUUUGUACAUCGUCAUGAAAUGGAUAUGCGCCGUGCGCUAACUUUACUGCGUGACAAUUUGCCGCGAAUGCUUGUUAAUCUAGUGCCAGUACCCAAUAUGGUCAUCACGCUCUAUCCAAUGCGCAAUGUACCGCUUCGUUGCCUCGCUGUUCAUCAUCUUGGCUGUCAUUGCAUUUUCAGCCAUUCCAUUGGGGAGCGGGAGUUACAACAGGCCUACGAUCACAUCACACGUUGGCAUGAAGUGGAUCAGUAUGUUGCUCAGUUGCCGGAGUUCCAAACAAAUGAGUUUGCUGUGAUCUAUCAUCCCUUCACGGCGCAUGUUGUCUCGCCGAGUCUCGAGAAUGGUGAUACAGAUUUGCGCUACUUUGCGAGCGAUUGUUUUCACUUCAGUCAGCUUGGACAUGCGGCCAUGUCAAAUUCACUGUGGAAUAGCAUGAUGCAGCCGAUGGGACAAAAGCUGCGCGACAUGGUGCCAGCAUUCAGCAAUUUUGAGUGUCCCAGCGAACAGCGGCCGUUUAUAGCAACGCUCGGCAAUAGCAGGCAGAGGAAUUAG